This is a messenger RNA of Chanos chanos (milkfish), 1409 nucleotides long. It is a transcript of the gene fam3a, whose product is annotated as FAM3 metabolism regulating signaling molecule A. The transcript is spliced from 10 exons. The record is from RefSeq and is a predicted model, not a curated record. NCBI's taxonomy places the organism in Eukaryota, Metazoa, Chordata, Actinopteri, Gonorynchiformes, Chanidae. Bases 344 to 1042 code for a protein of 232 amino acids.
UGCCAGAACAAUAUUCGGUAAACAGUCCUGCUUUGUAGUUAUAUCCGACUUUGUAGUUAUAUCCUUUAGUUUCAUUUUUCUGCUACACUGAAGAUCCAAGGACACACUCAAGAUGUCUUGAAGUGUUCGCUAGUGUAGGUGACAGUGAGCUACGUUGGUGACUGCAUGAGCAACAGUUUUUCAUCAGCACAAACUUGCCAGCGGGGACAUACUACAAAUAUUCGGCGUUUUAAAGCUCCUGCUCUCUCUCUCUCUCUCUCUCUCUCUCGCUCUGUCUCACCACACAGUCCACAGUGAAGUCUCAGCAUACCUGUUAGCAGAUCUGCUUGGACAUUCAGCCAACAUGAGGCUGGCAGGACCACUGCGUGUAGUCGCAGCUUUACUACUUGUGGGCCUUGUCUGGCUUCUUGCAAGUUCUAUGCUGGGAGGAGAUGGGACUUCUGUGUUAAGGCUCUUUUUCAGUGGCGGACAUGAGGAGCCCACACCAGAGCCAAGACCACGUAAGUACAAAUGUGGUCUGUCCGCACCCUGUCCUCCAAAGCACCUGGCUUUCCGUGUGGUCUCUGGCGCUGCCAACGUCAUCGGGCCCAAAAUCUGUCUCGAGGAUAAAAUCCUUGCCAGCAGCGUCAAGAACAACGUUGGCAGGGGACUCAAUAUUGCUUUAGUAAAUGGGGUGACUGGAGAGCUUUUGGAGACAAAAUCCUUUGACAUGUGGGCAGGAGAUGUGACAGAUCUGCUGAAGUUUCUGCGACCUCUUCAUGAGGGAACAUUGGUCUUUGUGGCCUCUUUUGAUGAUCCAGCCACCAAGUUAAAUGAUGAGGCUCGUAGACUCUUUGAAGAACUGGGAAGUACAGCUGUGAAGGAAUUGGCUUUUAGGGACAGUUGGGUCUUUGUGGGAGCCAAAGGGAUAGAAAAUAAGAGCCCAUUUGAACAGCGAAUGAAAAAUAGUAAAAAUACCAAUAAAUACGAGGGCUGGCCGGAGUCGUUGGAGAUGGAUGGCUGUAUUCCUCUGCGCCCCCCCCUUAGAAAACUAAACCGUUAACCUGGACACAGACCCUCAGAAACACAGAUGAGACCAGCAUGAAGGAAAUUGUACAGAUAGGAUAAAUCGCCAGCCAUCUCAUGGAUUGCACUGCUGCCAUCCACGUUUUUUUUUUUUUACCACAGUGUGUUUCCAGGACACAGAUGGCAGAAUGACAUGAAACAGACUUGUGUUUUUUCUUGUCAAACUAGUCUUUCGGUGGUUGAUCAGAAUGAAUGCCUCUGUAUGGACUUUAUGCUGCAAUAACAGUAGUAAUGACACGAAUGAAACAACAGAGGGGUUUUUUUUUUUCUGCUGCAACAUGUGACUGCCUUCCAGAUACAGAACAACUGGACCAAACCUAUUACAAACGCAAAAAGACAAAGAA